AUGGCUCUAUCGUGCAGGUUGGUGUCGUUUUCUGUGUGGCUUCUGUGUCUCUGGGUUGCUCCUGGGGCCCCCCAGCCCUCCAGCCCUCAGCAGAUCCUCAGCCCACCGAUGCCCAGUCCUCCUGCCGGCGCAUUCGACAAAUCGCCGGGUACAGCACCUCCCACCAGGUCCCUCACCAAAGAGUCCCCGAAGGCCUCUCGCGGGGCUUCCCCGACAUUGCAGGACGUGUGUGGGGCCCCCGAGGACUUGGCUGCGUGCGACAUCGUGCGAGAUGGCGUCUGCAUAAUAUCUGGGGGGUAUCUUCGCCUCAUGCGGCGUCGCCGCUGGCGCGGAAAAUGGAGGACCCUGAAGGGUGCUCCACGGGGCCCUCCCGAGCCACGGUGGGUAGACGGCCUGCGCAUAGUCAGUGGUGGAGACAUCGAAGUGCGGGGGGCAGUAGUUAAGUGCGAUGGGGCCGCAGGUGCUGCGGAGGCAAGAGCUGUCUGGGGCCUGCGCCGCCGUUUGCGGGGGAGGAAGGGGGCCCUUGUAAGCUCCCGCGGCUUGCGUCAUCUGGGCUUGAACCGGGAUGGGGGCACCGUGAGUUUGGGGGCCUCGUUGGCCUCUAGAGGGCUCCACGUGCUCACGCAGCGCAUUGAACUCUGUGCCCGCGGCAGCAUUCGACUGCUGGGCCCCGCAAAGCUGCACUGCAGCGAGACAGUGCUCUGGGCGGGGGACAACGUCACGAUAGGGGAGGCGGCUGAGGUGACAGCCUCUGCGACGGUCUCCUUGCGAGGGCCCUUAAGCCCGCGGGGCUCAAGAACCCCCCCCAGGGGUCCAUCCUCCCCUCCUGGGGGCCCCUCGUCUGAUGACAACUCUUUUGCCGCCUUGGCUGCAAGUCCGACGCUUGACAACGUUGCCGCCUUCCUUCGGCAGCAGCUCGCGCUGGGGGCCUCUGUUGUCGACGUUGGCUCCGGGGGGCAUGGAGGGGAAGCGAUUCGGGGGAACCUCGACCGCGCGGCUGUCAGAAGUAUUCAUGAUGCAGCUGCAGCCCCAGCUGCAGCUGAGAAUGAAGAGGGCCCUUCUCCGGGGACUCUGCAUAAGAGCCCCGGAGACCCUCAGCCACGAGGGGGGAGUCAUGGGGGUCUCGGUGGCGUAUUAACAGACCGCUGCUCAGCGAGUGCCUUCAGUAGUCCCGUGAGGGCCCCUGCUGCGCUGAGGGGAGACGUAUUUUUGCCCCUUGUAGCUGGAGAGGCAGGUGUACUUUAUAAGAGUGGUGUUGGGGGGCCCUUGGGGAGCCUUCAGGACGACUGGAGCGUGCCCUCCGCGCAGGGGAAUGAGCAUCGAGGGGCACCUAGGGGUGGCGGGCUGGUUGUUGUUGUGGCGGGGCGGCAGCUUUCUGUUGAGGGUCAGAUAAGUUCUUCUGGAGAGCCCGGCUGGGGAUGCGAGGCGCAAGGGACGCCAUCCCCAAAGGGCCUCCGGCAGGCCCGGUCAGCUGCAACGGCCCCAGACGUGGGGCUUAAGAGCUGGAGAGGCGCUGCGCCUCUGAAAAUACUUUUCGGCAAUCUCUUCAGGCGGUCUGCAGAAGGAACGCAGGCCGUUGGCAGCGGUCCUGCAACAGAAUCAGCAGCAGGAUCAGAAGAAGCAACCUGUGCAACCGCAGGCAGCGGGGGCUCCAUCCUGCUUAUGGGGGAGUCUGUCGUUUUCCCGAGCCCUAUGAGGAGUGGACGGGUGUCCGCGGCGGGCGGAGGCUGCACGCGGGGCCGCCCUGAAGCCUGGGAGGGGGCCUCAGGAGACCCGACGAGCAUGGUGACUGGUACGCAGGAGGCGGCCAUUGGAGGGUUGUGUGCCGCAGGGGGAGGAGGGCGCAUAGCCAUAUAUGCUGAACAGCCGCAUCCCCUGGACCCGGUGGUCCUGGCCCCGGGGGGUUGCGCGCUGCGGAGCAGCCGCCUCGACUUGUUGCCUUGUCUUUGUGGGGGAGGUGGCACUAUUUAUUCGAGGGCACAUCGCCGGCUAGUGGUUGCAAACAAGCUCACAGCAAUCGCUGCUGCUGCUGUUGCUGCUGCAACUGCUACUGUGAACCUCUCGCCGAGCAGAUGGGGCCCGGGCACUCGCGGGCAACAGGCCAGCCCCCAUGCUUUUGACCCAAAAGCCAAAGAGGGACAGGAAGGAACGGGCAGCCCCUGGAUAGGUGAUGCCCGAGAUGCCGGGGGCGCCCCUCCAGACAUGGUUUUGGGGCCGUCGGAGUUGUCCCCUGGAGGGACCCCGUCAGGGCUAGAGGCCCUGGCCGUGCUGAGUGUACAGCCAACGCCACUUCCGGUACCGCUUUAUGCCCCCACUCUGACGCUUGCGGUGGAAGCUGCGGUGGUGACGCUGAGGGGUCGAAAGCAAAGGGGCGGGGGGGCCCACGUUGCGGCCGACAGCAUGGAGGACCCCCUCAGUGCUUCAGACACUCAGCAGCCCAGGGUAGUGGUGGGCAGUCUGCUGCUGCAUGGAGGCACUCGAGGCUCAGCGCUACACGUUCUCUCGCCGCUCCAUCUGCACACAGCGGAGGGCAGCCUUCGCCUACGGCAGCGCAGCUCUCUUGUAUUGGCGCCGUGUGGAAACAGCGAAGAGGAGGGGACGGGGAGUACCGAGGGGGCCCCUUGCAUGCAGAGAGGAGUGGCAACGUCUAGCAACCCUCUACUGGGGCCCACGUCUCUUGUGGUCUCAAGUGCUGCCUCAUUGUCUGUCGGCGAGGGCGCUGCAGUGCACAUUGUCCCUGGGGGACGAACAUUCCACUGUGGGGGGAGAGAUCCCGGCGCUGCAGGAGCCUCCCAGCAGCACGGCGUGCAGGAGACUGGGCCCGUGGCUGUAGGGUUGCUUGCCGGGGAACAACUGUUGCUGCACGGGACCAUCAGCCUGGGGGCAGCUCCCAGUGACUGUCUGCCUGCGCCCCUGAGGAAGACACCUGUGCUGCUGUUUGGGGGUCGUGAAGUUUCGUUACGCGGGGAACAGCAACUAGAUCGCCUCAUUCUUCUGAGUCAGGGGAUCGUGACGCUGGCUGGCAGCUGCACGGUUGGGGGCCCCCACCGCUGCAACGCUCAGCCCAUUCCGCUUAUAUACGGGAGACCCGCUGCAGGCAGCCAGGCUUCGAGUCCCCGCAGCAGCAUAUGCGAUACCUUGGAAGAAUACACAAAGAUACACGUUGCGCCACAUCUACAGUCCGUUGCGGAGGCAGCGAGUUUCGCUGCCACUCAAAUGACACCAGAACGGUAUCCUGCUGCUGAGGAGGAGCUCCUGGCAACCAGCCAACCGUUCCCCAGCAGUCUUAUUACGGCCCCAUCGGCAAUACGGGAUUUACAAGUGGGGGCUACAAGGUCCCUCCCAAGCGGGACGGAGGGUCAGGCCAGCAACACGUUUCAGGCUUUUGGGAGGCGCUGCGCGUUGUCAGCCUUUGCCAAUAAGGAGCUGGCUGAGGAGACCAGUCUACACGAGACUCGGUUCCAGCGACUGAUUCGAUGUGUGCGCGGUCUUGUUAUUGACGGGGAGCAGACAGCUUUGGUGGGAUCCGACAUACCGAGCCUGCUUUCAAGAAGGCAAGAGCCUUCAACAGACAAGCGGCCUGCUGGAGUGUAUGAGCCCUUGGCCAAGGGUGACUCCUCUUUUGUUGGAAAGAGGCCUUUGACAAGUGAGAGUCCACAUGUAGAUCCACUGGGAAGGGUUUGGGAGUUGGCGUCUAUGGGUCUAAACGAGCCGAGAGGCACCCUACGGCGAGGCCGUCGUCUGCUUGAGGAGCGGCUAUCCCAGCUGCUAAAGCCGGACAUAUCGCCGGAUUCUCUGGAACAGCUCCCUCUUGAGGCUCGUCCCGUGCCUCCAUAUCCGUCUACUGUCUCUCGCGAAGAAGCAAAGACUACAGAAGCGGCAGCGGACGAAGCAGCAAGAGCAGUCGCAGCUGCGGCAGAGGCUGACCUUUUUUCAUCGCAAGGGACGCCUGUCCAGCAGGAGACGAAACAGAGUGCGAACCGUGAGUCUGCAGAAAGGGCAGCACCCGCCUUGGCGCCUUUGGGAAUUCCGUCAUUCUUGUGGCGCAGCCUCUCCUCCUUAGUGCCCCUGGAGUUCGAGAGACCCACACGUUCUGCCAGUGGUUGCUCGGGUGGGAUCCUUGCCGUGGGUGAAGAAACAGCCACCCGGGAAUACAGGCCCACCAACUUGAGUGCCUUGAGCGCGGUGGAAGCUAGCUCGCUUUUGCAUGGGGGUAAGGCGCCGUGGAGCUACUUAGAUGCCGCCAUAUUCGCUGGAGAGAGUCUCCUAGUCGAACCUGGGGCUUCACUUGUUGGGGGGGGCCUUCUGCUCUGCGGGAGCCGAGGCAACACGCAGCUGAGGGGUGUAGUCGAUGCCAGCCGACGGGGAUGCCAGCCUUUGCACGGACCUGGGGCUGGCAGCCGAGGAGUGGCUGGAGAAGCCUCUUUGAGUGGUAUUGAUCUCUCUUCUGGGUCCUCUGGGGCUGACCAGGCUGCGUUGUGUGGGGGGGGCGGAGGAGCCCAUCUGGGAUCAGGCGGGGACGGGGUUCACGCGCUGACUGGCAAGCCGUGCAGGGGUAGUGGAGGCCUCAGCUAUGAUCGAGGCCCCCGCAUUACGCUUCCUGACAAGCUUUCGGUCGUUGGUACGCCUUCUCCCGAAGAGGGGUCGCUGACGGAGAAUGUCCCAGUUUUGUUUGCCCCAACAACAAGCGCCUCAGGAGGAGGGGGAGAGCUGGCCCGCGCCGGUAGCGGGGGCGGGUUCGUGUGGGUGCAGGGGCAGACAGUAACCGUGGAUGGACAGAUAAUGGCGGAUGGGGGAGGGGGUGAACCGAUGCAGGAAGCCAUCAUAGACGUUGAGGUCGACCCUGACAAGUGCCCGCCUCGAUCUUCUCCCAUCGUAGAGACCUUCAAGGCCCCCCCAGACGGCAUCGAAGAGGCCAAUCCCAUCGGCUCAGACACCGCAUCCGGAGGCAUAUAUUCAGGGAGCGUAACGGGGGUAGGCUCUGCACCAGCUGACGUGCUACAGAAGUCCGAGCCUGCUCUACGUCCCGCCUCAAGAAUGGCCUCCUCAAAGCAAAGAUCCUUGGCACAGGGGACACCCGAAGCAGCGAAAUGGGGCACAGCGGACCCCCACGCCCCUAGCGAAGGGACGCCAACGCUUGACAGUGUCUCUUGCCAGCUCUCUGGGAUCCUUGCAGAUCCUGCCCAGCUGGGUCAAGGGGGAGGAGCUGGGGGUUCUGUAAUAAUAGAAGCGGGAGCACUUAUGGGCCACGGCACAAUCUCGGCUCAAGGGGGCCACGGAGGACGAUGCACGGGGGGAGGGGGCGGCGGAGGCGCCAUCCACUUCUUGUGGGAAACGUCUUCGCUGUAUUGGAAUAGAAGCGCUCCUGCACAGCAGGAGCGCGAGCCCGGCAGGAGCGAAACUGGAACAAUCACCCGUCCUAUCGGCAAAGAAGUAGCAGAGGAUGGCGAGGGGGAGGGAACUCCGCAAGUACCCGAGGCUUAUGUACCGUGGCUGAAGCCCCUAGACUACGCUGGCGGAUUCGUCGGAUCCCUAAACAUAGGUGGCGGAGCAAGUGAUCCUUCACCAGCUUGUGCACCGCUGCAGCUUCCUUUGGGGCACCGCGGGUCCCCAGGCGAGUUGCGGAGCCCCCUUGGAUGCCCCCCAGGCUAUGCAGGUUGGAAUUGCAGCCCCUGCCCUGUAGGAUUCUACUCUCUUGGCGGCGGUACGGCGUGCAUUAGCUGCAAGAACAAGCCGUCGGACGAUGCAAUUUACACUCGCGAAGGAGUGGGGCACCCCCAGUGCCCUUUCGCCUGCGCUGCAGGCCUCCCGGAUGCCUCCAUUAACCCCAAAUGCCUUCCCCCUCUCCUCUUCAUACUAGAUCGGCUCCUGUCCUUCGGAGUGCUUGUCCCCACAGGGGCCAUUUGUAUUGCCCUACUCGGUUUGGGUGCCCUAUUUAGAGGGCUCGCCUGGAGACAGGGACAGCAGGGCUGUGCGUACGGGGCUCUUUUUGGGCUUUUAAGCCCGGGAUCCCCUCCCGAUGAAGGCGGAAUGGAGAAUGCAGCAACCCCUUCAGGUUUUGGUGGGCUGCAGCCGUCGCCUUCGAACUCCCUUGGAUACGUUGUGGGGUCUAAGGAGAAGCGGCUGAUGCACUUGGCAGUGCACCAUCUCACCUAUGAAGACUUGCCCUUCCACGUCCUGCGUAUUUAUCUGCACGGCCGCAAUUCCCCGGACUCUCCGUGGGGUCUGGACGGCCAGCCUCCCCCUUUCCUCGAUCCUCUUAUAACCCCGCACCGGUUCGCAGCCUUUGCAGCUGCAGCCAAUUCGGUCUGUGGCUUCAACCGCUAUUUUGUCCUGGUAUACUGGGCGCUUUCUUUCCUGUACCCCGCCCUUGCAGCGUUGCUGCUGCGCUCUGCCAGGUCUCGCCGCGCAGACAAAAUGAUUGCCCUGUGCAGUGCGCUCUCGGGUGUCCCAUCCGGUAUAGGCGAGGGCGGCCUGCGGUCCAGUUUGAGAUGGGGGCGGAGACGGCCCUGGAUUUCCUUCUUGCCCUUCCUCCGUUACAGUAGGGGUGUGGGCAGACAUACAGGUUCUGAAAUAUCAGGUGCUGUCUCGUUCUGGCGGAGCAUACGCGCAAGGGAGAUUUCGUUUGCCCUCAAGUUUGGCUGCGACCCAGAUUGCACGCUGGGAUUUGUGGAUGUGCUAGACCUCGAUAGGAAUAUAUUGGACUACCGCUGCUCUCCCCAACUGCCUAUGGUGCUCCUCAUACAAGGCGAUGGCAAGCUUGUGCCGUUCAGCUUAUCUCGGGGGCUUCGAACGCCGGGAGCCCUUGGAGCUUCCCAACGGGAUGGAAGCGCAGCGGACCCGCUGCAGGGGGCCCUGGAGGAGCUGGCAUCUCCCUCGGUGUGGGCAUGCAUUGCAAACUUUUUUAGUUCGAAGGUUAAGGAGCUGACGGCUGAAGAGCUCAGCUCCCUGAGAGCUUACACCGGUGGACGUCGUGGAUGUGGCAACCCAAAGGAAGGGGCGAUCCCCGAAAAGUGGGGCCCCGAUAGUAAUACCUGGCCAGGAGCGAGGGAACCUGGUGCCUGCACCCCGGAAAGGGAUGCCCCAGCAGACUACUGGACAGCAAUCCCUUUUUUAAGGUGUGGAAGAUGUGGGAAACUGCAACUGCCCCCUGCCCCAGGAGGGUCAGGGGGCAAAGCCCUCGACAUGCUGAUGGGUGGACCAGUGUACGCCCUCCGGACGGUUGCUAGGCUUUCGGAAGGUAUUCGGCUUUUAAGUGACAGAAUUCUCAGGCCUCACGGCAUUGGUGCCGCUGUUGUUGUGCUGGCGAGUCACGGGUUUGUCAGCAGGUCGGAUGGGGUCAAGAGGGAAACAGGUGCUCCUGAGGACACCCGAAAGCUGCGCACCGCCGCGCCAAAGCGAGACAUCAGGAGACCUCCGUUGCCUCCUGAAGAGAGGAAAAGGCGUGAGGGAGUGCAGCAUCUUGCAACAGGGUCAGUAAAGGCACUGUACGGCGACGCAGGGUCCCAAGUCUUUCAGCGACCAUUUGGCACAAGCCGUCUACUUCUGAGGGCUGCUUCCUCACCGUCUGCCCUCCUAGACAGUCUACGGCGCAGUGGGAGCCCACAAGAUGUCGGUGAUGUGGCGUAUGAAGCCAAAUGCAACGGGGGUUCAGUCGCAGGGCUAGAGUCCGUCAUGGAGGGCCGGGUGGGUGCAGAGAAAUGGGUCACCACAACUUCGCUGGAGGCCCUCUCCACAAGUACCCAGCAGCAGGCGGCCACGAGCCCCAGCAGGUGCACAUGGGAACAAAGUACAGCUACUGUUGAAACGGAAGCAGCCCUUGCCCUAGUAAUCACAGAAGAAGCUCCCCAGCCCAGUGGAGAGGCCUCACAGCCUACUCUGGGUACUUGGGAAAGAAAAGCUUCAAGUGGAGAAGGUCAUGAGCCAGUAGUGGUACCGACAUUCCCGCCAUUGUCCUCUAUGGUGAUUACCUCUCCACUAGACCCUCGCCGUCUGUCACUCAGUAACCCUACCCUUGCUCCAUACACUGCUGCUGCAGCAACCUCCCUACAGAAGUCCGUUACAUACUGGGGUUCCGGGCCUGCUCUUCCAGCUUCCUACAAUUCGGGACCAUUGGGGGGCAGUACGUCUUUGCGGCAGUCGUUUGACAGACCAGUAAUUCCUUCACCGAAACACCACGUGCAGGGUGGGAUGAGCGGAGCCCGUUUAGCUGCGGGGUCCUUCAGCGAUUUGUCUUCCCCCGAGUCACAGUCAAGUACCUACAUCCCCCCUCAAGGACCCGUGCCUGGGGAUGCCAAAGAGAGUCAAGGAGAGGUCUUAAGCGGGCCUGUUAUGUCUCUUGCUGAAGCCGCACGACGAUCUGCAGGGGCUGACGCUCAGCACCUUCGCGAUGCAGUCCAGGCCCUGCAGAAAAGUGCUUUGGCCAAGCUGGGGACAGGACCGCAUGGCGCAGGGGCAGAUACCAGCAACGAGGACUCGGGAAUUAUCUCACGUGUCACAACUGGUGCAGCAGGCCCAGAAACAGACAUUGAUCAACGACCCCUUUUAGAUGAUUCCGCUAGCCCAAACAACCCACAAGCAGGAGGCUUUAAAUUUCUCUCCCCUCUUCGGCUGGCAUGGAGGCGCCUUCGUCUCCGAAGCACUUCAACAGAAAUGGCCAGGCACGUCUGCCACACUGGACGCAACUAG
Eimeria maxima is the source of this 8688-nucleotide messenger RNA. RefSeq names its product WD domain-containing protein, putative. The transcript has 5 exons. The record is from RefSeq and is a predicted model, not a curated record. The coding region runs from base 1 to 8688 and encodes 2895 amino acids. Lineage: Eukaryota; Apicomplexa; Conoidasida; Eucoccidiorida; Eimeriidae.